Molecule: messenger RNA, 2808 nt
Organism: Elaeis guineensis (African oil palm)
Lineage: Eukaryota; Viridiplantae; Streptophyta; Magnoliopsida; Arecales; Arecaceae
Source: RefSeq, a predicted model, not a curated record
CGCUCUCUCACUCUCUUCCAUGUUCUCGGACGCCGAUUGCCGGCCACGAUGGUACUUCGAGCGAGAGAGCUCCAGCGCCUUCAAGUCCUCCUCCCCGAGGCCUUUGGAUCGCUUUCCAGGGGCGGAGGCAACGCGAAGGCCGGCGGCGGAAGGAGGCUGCUGAGCGCUGGGAACACUGCCGGCGAGGAGUUCGCAGGCAAGAGCGCCUACGAGGUGCUCGGGGUCUCGGAGACCAGCUCGUUCGCCGAGAUCAAGGCCUCGUUCCGGAGGCUUGCCAAAGAGACCCACCCAGAUGUCUCGCCGUCGCCAGAUGACUCCGCCGCCUCCCAGAGGUUCCUCCAGAUCCUCGCCGCUUAUGAGAUUCUUUCAGAUUCUAAGAGAAGAUCCCACUACGACAGCUAUUUGUUUUCACAGAAAACAAUACCUCAUAAAGAUCAUGGACUUGGUUCGGCUGUUUAUGCAUACAAUUCACCUGUAAUAUUGACAAAGCAAAAUAAUGUAGUGGAGUGGCUAAGGUGGUACAGACUUACAAUUGAUGAUAUUCUUAUGCAGAAAAAGGUCGUGACAAGAUCAGGUUACUUUGGUAAACUUGAGAGUGAACUUUAUUCAGCAAUUCGUACUGCAUAUUAUGGCCCAAUUAUUGAGUCUAUGGAUCUUCUUCCUGACUGUUUUGAAGCUGAAGAGAGGUCUGCAUAUGAAACUUCUGAGUUGUUGCACUUGGUUUCAGGACGAGAUCUUUUUGGAAUUGUUAAUAUAGUUGAUAAGAUUCCUCGGUUGUCACAUAUCAGCCAUGUAAAGCUAAAUCCCUUUGAUUCUGUGGCUUCUGGACUUUGUCAAUAUGUUACACAUACUUCAAUGGAAAAAGGUUGUGAUUCUUUGAGAAGCGUUAAUAUCCAUGAAGAAGAUGUUAAACAGGACAGUAAUUUUCAAUCAGAUGUUUACAAAGAUCUUGAAUUGCAUAUCUAUGGAAGAGCGGUCGCUUUUGCAAAUAGGAGCCCUAAAUGCAAAUGCAUUGGCACACAAACAAUAGAUUCUGAAGAUCACAUACAUGUCUUUCUUACUUCAGAUGAGGCUCAAGAUGCCGUUUCAUCUGGUUCAGCUGAAUCGAAAAUUCUCCUAGGCACAAUAACUGGAUUAGGAACCAGUGCAGAAGAAGGAUCCUGUUCUGUUUAUGAUGGCAGUGGCACAAAAACUCAUGUGAUUAUGAAACACAGAACUUUACUGGUGAAGCACAUGCACUGGUUUCGAGUUGGGGGUGAGGUCUCAUCUUGUGAAUGCCGGUGUAGUAGAGCAUGCUUACCACCUAGCAAAUAUUGGCUGUUUGAGCCUCGUUGUAGCAUGCAUGACAUUGGUGGCUGGUAUGUUGAAACAUUUGGUAGGGACAAGAAAGGAAGGACUGUGCCUUCCCAAAGGCAAUGGGAUGUUAUGACUGAUCAUCCUGAAAAGAGAUUGCAUCCUGCCAUGUAUUUGCUGGCUCUGGCAUACAGAACAUUAGAUCUUGAGGAUGCAAAAAGAAGGAAACAAAGUUUUAUGGAUUUUGUGGAACCAAAAUUUUAUAGUAUUCUUCAUUGGUGUAAGAAGCUUUUAUAAUUUGAUAAAUCUGGAUGUUUGGAUGUUGGAAGAGGAGGAAUUUUACUGACCUUCUGCUAUCUUGAGACCAUUUGACAGUAUUCAGUAUAUCUCUUCAAAGGAUGUGUCAUCAUCACCUUUAUCAUCUCUGGUACAUGUCUUAACAGUACACCUGAAAGUAGCAAACAGUUGCAAAAGGAUAUAAAAUAGUGGACCCUGCUAUAAUGCAACUUCUAUAACUUUUCAUUCUCAUAUGCAUUGAUGUUCGAUGUGGUUUCAAUGAAUGGUGGGUCCAAGAAUGGUCAGUUUUCCGGACAAGACAAUCUUGCAGCUUCUAUCUCUUGGUAUUGUACAGAAGGCAUAUCCAGGUUUCGUAUCUUAAAGAUAUCAAUGAAUACAACAUGGACUCAUCACCCUAUGGAAUUACAAAGAGGAUCCAGUUUUCCAGCACGCAACAUGUCCUACCACUACUCUUCUCGCAUCAGACCAGCAAAGGUCUAGGGGAGCAAUGGAGGACCGCUCCUCAGUUACUUGAACUUCAACUGCAUAACCAAUAAGCUUCCAAUAGAUACCAUACCCAAGAUUAAAAGGAAGAGAUGUGCCUUCCACUUGCGAACGUCAGCUCUCCAAUCAAAGGACAGAACUGACCCUGCUGAACUCCUUCACUGAUAUACUUCAUGUUGAACAGGGAUGAAUUUUUAAGUUCUGCAGGAUUGUGUGUUGCGACCUUGGGGUGUUUUGGCUGUCUUUUUUAGGUGUUCUAUUGUAACAGGCGAUGCCCUGUCUUUGUUUUGUUUGCAGUUUCUUUUAGUAGCCGGUCUUCAGCUAGCUACUUUGACCCAUUUCAUCGUUUCUACGUAACAAGUGGUGGUAACCGUGGUAAUCCCACCAUUUUGCCCAAAAAAUGAUCAACUUAUCUGUUUAAUGCUCUCAAUACUUCUGAGUUGCUGGGUUUAUGGAAAACAAAGUCAAUCUGAAAGUCAAAACUAAUGAUUAAUGUGUCAACUCUAAUGCAUUUUUGAAUGCCAACAGGGGAUCAGUUCCUGAUGUAACAUAAGCAUGUAAGACGAGCUUGCUGUUUCAUUUUAAGCUAUAUUUUUCUAGAUUAUUAGGCAAAGGCUUUCUUUAGCUCUUUAAGCUAGUUGUACGGUGAUAAUUUUUUAUUUAUUUAUUUAAAAAUAUCUCAUUUUCUCUGAUGGAUUUGUGUUACUAUUGAUGUUAUUUUGUAUAUGAUUUCUU